AUGCCAAAGAACGCCCAUCCACCCCGCGGCAAGCCUGCCAAGAAGACUGUUCCUCCCGAGGAAGACACAUCGUUCAUCGUCUUCGGCGACGGCAAAGCCAAGAAGAAGAAAGGCGAGAGUUCUGGCGGAGACGCUGCCCAGAAUGAAGGCAAAGGCAAAGGAAAAUCUGCAGCUGGAACUGCUGAAGACGGGCCCAAGAAGCCAGAUACACGGACUUUGAUCGCAGGUGCAUCGUGGACAGGAAAGCUCCCUGUCAAUCUGCUGUCAGAACAUUUUCAAAAACAGCAGUGGAGCAAGCCUGACUACCGUAUCCGCAAAAAUGGCGAUCAACAUUUUGCGUACGCUGUGGUACUGUCCAAGAUGAACCAGAAGACACGAGAGACGACCACACUACCGCCCAUCAAGAUCCCCUCCGAACUCGAGGAACAGGCUCACCAGCCAACAGCCGUCGAAGCUCGCAAUUUUGCCGCAGCCUAUACCCUCUUCCGAGUCGCCAGCGCGAAGAACCUCCACAUGAUGCUUCCUCCUACGUACAAGGACCUUUGGAAAGGCCAGUUCAUGGACCUCAAGAAGAGGGACGAGCAGGAGGGUAAGGGGUGGAUGUAUGAGGCAGACCCCUUCUUCGGCUUCGCAGAGAGGGAGAAGGCGAGAGAGGCAGCAGCCAAGGCGCGCGAGAAGAGACAGAAGCAACAGGAAGAGUCGCAGAAAGCCCAUAACCAACAGCCUGGAGCGGCCAUGCCAAACUCCAAGGGCCCAGCUCCUAGCAGGAACCUGCUGAAGGGAUGGGAAAGGGUACCCAAAAUCGAGCUGGGGAAGAGGACGCGAAAGGAAGCCGAGCGACUAAUCCGUCGGGACGCACUCUGGAACCCAAAUGGUAUCGAGAUGGACGCAUCUAUAAAGAACCGGCUAGUCGAGGAGAUCGUGGAUCUCGGCUUUCGCAGAAGCCAUGUUGAGGAGGCUGCCGAUAUCUGUAAAGAUCGCGAAGAAAUCAUCGAAUGGCUUCUUAUACACGUACCCGAAGAUGAUCUUCCAUCGUGGUCGCUGCCAGAAGGCUAUGUCGCUGGUGUCAGUAUGGCCAGCUCAAACCUCAAGCGUGAAGGUGCUGUGAAGCGCCUUGCUGCCGCCGGGUAUUCUGCAGAUCUCUGCGAGGAGGCUUAUGAUAGCCAGGGCAGUGAUGAAAGGAAAGCCGCAGCUUUGCUACAAGCUCGUCUACUGCGACCGGACGAAGAAGAAAGUAACAUCGCUCAAGACUUAGCCGAUCUUUCAAUGACCGAUAGUGACUCUGAUAUGUCUCCUGAAGACGAUCCUUGGGAGGUGGAGAUGUCGUCACUUGAAGCCAUAUAUGACCGUCUAUUCUCACGUCCUGCUCCCGAAUCGUGUCGUAUCGAGCUGGAUGUUAAACAACAAGGAAAGAGGCUCAUACUGCAGGUCAGGAAGCCUUUCGGUCCCUACCCUGCCGUCGUGCCUAUCAUCACGUUCGAGGCGGCCAUUCCAGCGUACAUUCGCCUGAGUAUCAUCCGGAAAGCGCUCCUCCACGCCGAGGCCAACUUCAUUGGCAUGCCCAUGAUAUACGAUAUUGUGGACUGGAUUCAAUCGAAUGCUGGAGAGAUUUUCCAGAACCCAGGAAGAUUGACCGACGUAUCGUCUGGCCUUGCAGCAGCAGAUCACUCGUCGGAGCAGCAAAGUCACAAACGAAGAGCGAAGGGCAGACCCAGAAAGCCUAUCGACUGGACACCCGCAACACCUCCUAGCCAAAGACUUUUGUCUGAUUGGCAGGCGAAGCAGGGCUCUCCAGCUCAACAAAAGAUGAUGAAUGCUCGAAAGUCACUUCCAGCUUGGAGAUUGAGAGAUGAUAUUAUACGCACGGUCAACGACUGCAAGGUCACGAUCAUCUCAGGUGAAACUGGAUCGGGAAAAUCGACUCAAUCCGUGCAGUUCGUCCUCGAUGACUUAAUACAGAGACAGCUUGGUGCCGUUGCAAACAUCAUUUGUACACAGCCACGUAGGAUAUCUGCGCUUGGUCUUGCCGAUCGUGUUGCCGAUGAGCGAUGCUCUCAGGUCGGUGACGAGAUUGGUUACACUAUCCGUGGAGAGUCCAAACAAAAGCCUGGAGUCACUAAGAUCACGUUCGUCACAACCGGUGUUCUUCUCAGGCGCCUCCAAACAUCAGGCGGUAAUGCUGACGACGUUGUUGCUGCACUAGCCGAUGUUAGCCAUGUUGUUGUUGAUGAAGUGCAUGAGCGCAGUCUGGACACUGAUUUCUUACUCGUUCUACUACGUCAGAUCUUACGAAAGCGAAAAGAUCUCAAGGUCAUCUUGAUGAGUGCCACUCUCGACGCUGCUGUCUUCGAAGCGUACUUCAAGGAGGUUGGACCCGUAGGCCGUGUUGAGAUCGAGGGCCGCACUCAUCCUGUGACUGAUUAUUAUGUCGACGAUAUUGUGCAUUUCACUGGGUUCAAGGGCUACGGGAUGGGCGAUGAAGAAGCCUCUGAAGACAAGUCAUUUUCUGCAAACCUCCGAAGUAUCGGAUUUGGCAUCAACUACGACCUCAUUGCGGAGACUGUUCGUCACAUUGAUCGUCAGCUCGGUGAUAAGGAUGGGGGCAUCCUCAUCUUCCUUCCUGGUACUAUGGAGAUCGAUCGCACGCUCCAAGCGCUCAGUCAGUUUGCAAACCUCCAUGCAUUGCCUCUGCAUGCAUCACUCAUGCCUGUCGAGCAAAAGCGUGUCUUCCCUCCCGCUCCUCAUGGCAAGCGUAAGGUUAUCGCAUGUACCAACGUCGCAGAAACAUCAAUCACGAUUGAAGAUAUCGUUGCUGUUAUCGAUACGGGGAGGGUCAAAGAGACGAGCUACGAUCCGCAGAACAACAUGGUUCGCCUAGCCGAAACCUGGGCUUCGAGAGCGGCAUGCAAGCAGCGACGAGGCCGAGCAGGCCGUGUCCGAGCAGGUGACUGCUACAAGCUGUAUACACGCAAUGCCGAAGCCAAGAUGAUGGAGCGGCCGGACCCUGAGAUUCGACGUGUGCCAUUGGAGCAGAUGUGUCUGUCUAUCAAGGCGAUGGGCGUGCAGGAUGUCUCAGGCUUCCUUGCUUCCGCGCUCACACCACCAGAAAGCACAGCAGUGGAGGGUGCGAUCCGUUUACUCUCGCAGAUGGGUGCAAUUACUGACGACGAACUUACUGCUCUUGGUCGACACAUGUCCAUGAUCCCGGCGGAUCUCCGUUUGGGCAAGCUUCUCGUAUAUGGCGCAACAUUCGGCUGUCUUGAAGCCGUGUUGACGAUCGCGGCUGUCUUGACCGCUCGCAGUCCGUUUAUAUCACCACGAGAGCGAGAUCAGGAAACCCGGAACGAGUUCGACCGCCUUCGCGCUUCUUUCUCAAACAACCAAGGAGACUUGCUUGUUGAUCUAAGAGCAUACGAACAGUGGUCUGCAUUGCGCAGCAAAGGCAUGUCAACACGAGACCUCCGCUUCUGGUGUCAAGAUAACCGUCUGUCACCCCAAACCAUGUUCGACAUAGCAUCCAACCGUACCCAAUACCUUUCGUCUCUUAAGGAGAUCUCCUUCAUCCCCACACACUACUCUUCUGCCAACUCUUCCACACACUUGUCCUACAACAAACACAACGCCAAUGACGCGCUUCUGCGCGCCUUGAUCGCAGGAUCCUUUAACCCGCAGAUCGCACGCAUUCAGCUACCCGAAAAGAAGUUUGCCGCUGGUAUCGCUGGUGCCGUGGAACUUGAUCCCUCAGCCCGCGAGAUCAAAUACUUCAACCAAGAAAAUGGACGUGUCUUCGUCCAUCCUUCGUCCACCCUCUUUGCCAGUCAGACGUUCCCACAUAAUGCGAGUUUCGUUGCGUACUUCAACAAGAUGGCUACAAGUAAAGUCUUCAUCAGAGAUAUCACGCCGUUCAAUGCAUACAGUUUGUUGCUGUUCGCAGGAGAGAUCAAGGUUGACACUUUGGGCAGAGGUUUGGUCAUUGACGAGUGGAUUAGGUUAAGGGGGUGGGCGAGGAUUGGUGUGUUGGUUAGUAGAUUGAGGGGUAUGUUAGAUGGCGUGCUUGAGAGUAUGGUGAAGGAACCAGGGAAGGGAGUGAGUGGUAGACAAGGCGAGAUUAUUGAUGUUGUACGAUGGAUGGUUGAGAGGGAUGGGUUGGAUGCUUAG
Messenger RNA from Alternaria atra, 4158 nucleotides. RefSeq lists its product as uncharacterized. NCBI's taxonomy places the organism in Eukaryota, Fungi, Ascomycota, Dothideomycetes, Pleosporales, Pleosporaceae. The transcript has 2 exons. Gene Ontology annotation, molecular function: RNA binding; ATP binding; protein binding. The record is from RefSeq and is a predicted model, not a curated record. Gene Ontology annotation, cellular component: intracellular anatomical structure. Bases 1 to 4158 code for a protein of 1385 amino acids.